Ruditapes philippinarum (Manila clam) is the source of this 1338-nucleotide messenger RNA. Its product is annotated as 26S proteasome non-ATPase regulatory subunit 9-like. The record is from RefSeq and is a predicted model, not a curated record. The transcript has 6 exons. The coding region runs from base 34 to 651 and encodes 205 amino acids. Gene Ontology annotation, cellular component: cytoplasm; nucleus. Gene Ontology annotation, molecular function: protein binding. NCBI's taxonomy places the organism in Eukaryota, Metazoa, Mollusca, Bivalvia, Venerida, Veneridae. Gene Ontology annotation, biological process: proteasome regulatory particle assembly.
GUCAGGCCCAACAAAUACGACAACAACAACAAAAUGGCGUCUGAAAAGAUGAAACAGCUAAUUUCGCGGAGAGAUGAUCUAGAAGCAGAGAUUAAGGCCCUGCAUGAAGUGCUUGAUUCGCAAAAGUCUAUUGGAAUGGAAGGUGCAUUAAUAGAUACAGAAGGAUUUCCUCGGGCUGAUAUAGACAUAUAUUCAGUGAGGCAUGCAAGACAGAAAAUAAUUUGUUUACAGAAUGAUCAUAAAGCAUUAAUGGAUGAGAUUGAGGAAGAGUUAUAUAGGAUCCAUGCAGAGGCCAGACUAGCAUCACAGGGAACCACACAGCAGGAACCAGCCCAUGUACAGGAAGUAAAGGAAAUAAUUAUCAGGGAACCAAUCGGAACUGUAAUGAGUGUUGACGAAGGCUCACCUGCUGAACUGGCUGGUCUAAAAGUUGGUGAUUCAGUGGUGCAAUUUGGCUCAUUAACUGCUGAAAACUUCCAAGGACUACAAAAUAUUGCAACAGUUGUUCAACAUAGUAUUGAUAAAGCUCUCCCAGUGGCUGUUGUUCGGGAUAGUUUAGGUGAAAUUAUGUUGUUACUGGUGCCUAAAAGAUGGAAACCUGAUAAAGGGCUAUUAGGGUGUAAUAUUAAACCAGUGACAUCCAGCCGGUAAUGUGGUAUUGUAUGAUACCUUUCGAAGAGGAAGACCAUGUGCAAGCUUCAAGUUUCCCGGCACAGAUCGGUAUGGCAAAAAAACUGCCUCUGAGUGAGGCUUUGAUGGACACAGAGUAAUUAAUGUUCAUAACUAAACUUCACAAAAAGGUGGAACUUUUUGUUGUUAAUAAUAUUACUAUUUGUUUAAAUAUAAAAAACAUUGUAGGUAAUAAAUCUGUUAUAAAUAUGAUGAUCCUCGUGGUGAACACUGGUUAAAAGUCACAGGAUUUAUGGCAUGUUACUCAUGUAUCUUCCGUACUUUUUGUAUGAAUAUGCACUUGUAAUUAUGAGCUUUUAACUGGAUUUAACACCUUCAUUACCUUUGAAUGACAAACCAAGACACAAAAUUUUUAUCGGUUAUAGACAACUAAAUUUUGAUUUUUAUCAGAUGACCUUGCUUGUUUUCUUUGUGAAAUAAGUAUUACAUACAUCUUUAUAAUACACAAGUGCAAUAUAACAUAAUUGUGGUGUCAAUUUUGCUUAUACAUUUCAAGAAAAACUGUGUAAAUGUCAAAGUAAGUUCAUUUUCAUAAAUUUAAAGGCGUUAACUCGUUUCAUAAAUAGAAUCUCACAAUGCUUGUCAUAUAAUAUAAAAUUUUAUCAAACUUGACCAAGAAAACAUUAUUAACAAACUUAUUUUCUAGGA